AUGAAGCGUCAAAUACCUUUUCAGAUACGUGUCAUCUUAAUUCUGGUGGUUUGCCUGAACAAUGGAGAGUGUCUGACAUGUCUUGUUAAUGGGAAACCCACAUUGUAUAACCCGGACAACCAGCUGUGUUGUAAAGGCUUGUACCCGAGAGUUCAGAAUGGAUUCAAGAUGAAAUGCUGUAACGGCACAGUAUACCCAGGUCAUUCGCACCAAUGUUGUGAUGACAACGUUUAUAAUCAGAGCAAGACACAGUUCUGCUGUAACAACGUCAUGCAUGACAACGAAAACCAGAAUCUAGCAUUACACUUUCGUCUCGAGGGGAUUGAAGAGAGAAAACGUGACAGAGUGUGGCUGCAUAUCACAGUGACCCUCUCCACAAAAUCCACGUUGAUCAGCAUACAUGGCGUCCAGGCCCCUCACAGGAGUGGCCAUGCAGUGAUCUGUGCUCACUAUCCGCAUAGAAAACAUCUUCAACUUGCUGCCAUCCUGUAA
Messenger RNA from Dreissena polymorpha, 492 nucleotides. RefSeq lists its product as uncharacterized. The record is from RefSeq and is a predicted model, not a curated record. Bases 1 to 492 code for a protein of 163 amino acids. The transcript has 5 exons. Lineage: Eukaryota; Metazoa; Mollusca; Bivalvia; Myida; Dreissenidae.